AUGGCAAAUGGCCGGAAAUCAUCGCUGUCGGAGGACGAUUGGCUGUACGAGGAUGCGCGCGAGACAGCAGCCACCGUGCCUGAUACGCUUUCGGCUGAUGGCAUGAGCGAAGACAGCACUUAUGAGAAGCAAUUUGGUCGUGGCAUCUACGGUGCGUCCGGGCUGCUACGUGAUGGCGCCGCUGCAGGAGGCACGAAACUCGUCGAAGUGUUCUAUAUCGAUGAAGGAACCACAGCGUGGCUUAAUGCGGCGUGUCUUGCGAAAAUGGACGAAUUUUUUUCGUUUCAUCCAUGGCAAGCAAUAUGUGUUGCACUGUUCAAAGUGAAGCCAAAACGGUCGCUGUCAUGUGUUGAUGGUGAACGGAUCUGGUCCGCGGAAGAUGUGGAAGUUUUACGAGCAAUCAUGAAGAACUAUAAAUUCGUUUGCAUCGAAGCUGCACCAGGUGGCGGGCCCAGUGAUGACUAUCGCGUCCCUGUCAGGGCGAAUGUAUUUGGACUGAAAACUCUAUCUGACGAGAUUGGCACCUCCAUUGUUCAGCUGUUCGUUCGCGAGCGCCAUGGCAAAGUGGAUCACGAUCGCGCAUUGUUCAGCGGCACACAGCAGAAGCUUUACGAAACACGUGUAAUUUAUUAG
Gongylonema pulchrum is the source of this 633-nucleotide messenger RNA. The record is from the annotation of a GenBank genome assembly. Lineage: Eukaryota; Metazoa; Nematoda; Chromadorea; Rhabditida; Gongylonematidae.